CUUCCCCGGGUGCUGGCGGGGUCGGGGCCCACAGGAGUCCGCUAGUCCGCAGCCCCGGGGCCGGCGACGGCUGCUCUUCCCGUUCGUUCGCCGGCCCGAUGGAAGAACCUUCUGGGAAGCCCCUCAGUUUUGAGGAGAAGGAAAAGUUGAAGGAAAAAUUAGCAUUCUUGAAAAGAGAAUAUAGCAAGACUCUGGCCCGUCUUCAGCGGGCCCAAAGAGCUGAGAAGGUUAAGAAUUUUAUUAAGAAAACAGUGAAAGAACAAGAUUCUUUGCUCCAGCCAGAAGUUUCACCACAGCUGAACCACUCAGAACCUAAAACUAAAGUAUCUUCUUGUGAUGCAUUACAAAUCAACACCCGUCUCAAUGAAGAAACUGGAGACGUUGAGCCUGAGUCCUCCAACGCUGGACAUGGCCCAGUGGAAGGAUUACACAUGCAGAGAACAGAUGAUAUACAGGAGGAUUUUGCCUGCAGUGUCAGUGGCCCUGGUGGUGAGAAAAGGCAGAGUAAGCUUCCAGGGAGAAGAAAGAAGCAACAGAAGAGAACAUUCAUUUCACAAGAGAGGGAAUCUUUCUUUGACCCUGAUCCACUUAACCUGUCUAGAAAAAAACUAAAGGAACAAGAAGAAAUCAAUAGAGAAAAUCCUGAGACACCUGUAGCUAAAAUAAGAACUAACUUUCCAAGUCCUCAGUCUGACCUUCCAGAUUCUCAAGCACCAGUUACAGAAACUAAUGGAGGGCGUGUUUUAAUUCCACCAAAGGCCAAACCACAAAGCAGUGUGGAUGCUCUUUCAGGAGGGAACCAUCUCCCCAGGGUGUCCCCACCUCCUCUGCAUACUCCAUCAGACAGCAGUAGUGGUCAGCCCCUCCAACAUCAGCCUUCUAAAAGGAACUGUGAACGUAUUCCUCAUGGCUUAAAAAACAUUAGCCCUACCUCACCUGUCAACUUAGAGGCACAGGACAAAAAAAUGACUGUCUUUACAGGUAACCCAGAGGUAAAUAAAACUGUAGGUCCAAGUGGCCAGCUGCCUAGAAGUCUUGACUUAGAGGCUGAUAAUGCAUAUUCUGUAAAUGAAUUCCCUUAUAGCUUAUCAGCAAAUGAAAACCAAAGCUUAAAAGAACAAGAUCACACAGAGAAGUCUUCAGAAUCUCCCAGUAGUGCUCUUGAUGGUAGAAAUGAACAUUUUCAGGAAAGUGAGGUUCUGAGUCAGUGUAAAAGUCUUGGCCCAGAAAUAAUCUCUCCUGUUUCUGCAGAAAAUCAAGCACAUUCUUGCACCGUGCUUGAAGGCCUUUUUCCUGCAGAAUAUCAUGUAAGAACAACGCAACAUAUGUCAAAUUGCCAGAGGAAAGCAGCCAUGGAGGCUGUAAUUCAAAGUCACUUGGGUGUCAAAAAGAAAGGCAUUAAAAAUAAUAAAAAGGAAGCUACUAAAAUUUUAAAAUUUUCCAAUGAAGAAACUAACCAAGAUGAAUUUAGGGUGUAUGACAGGUGCACAGAAAAAGCAAGUUCAAGAAGUCCUUUUCAGAGACUUCCCUCAUUAACUGAAGUCAGCUCUCCCACUGGGCACACCACGGAUGACUUUUCUAGGACUUCGGUUACACAGUCAUCUGGUAGAAGACACAGAGGGAAAAGAAAGUCAGUCCCCAACCCUACAUUACAUCAUCAUGAACUACUUUUGCCCACUUCUGGCGCAUCAGGUGUUAAUAGGUCCAAGGACAAAGAUCAGAAUGAAAAAGCAGUUAUUCAUGACUUUCAGUUACCUGAUGAAGACUUUGGAUCUCUUAAGCUUGAAAAACUGAAGUUCUGCUCAGAAAAGCUGAUUGAGCCUUUCGGAUCAAACGUGUAUGGAGAGAGGCAUCUGAAAGAGAGAAAUUAUCUUGUUUUGGAGGAACUGACUCCUAAGCAAAUCCACAUGGAAAUGGAGGACUUGGAAGAGGAACUGAUUGUUCUACCAGGAAAAGCACCUCCUGAAAUGACAGAGCUAAAAAGCCAGCCUGGGCAGAAGGGCCUUUCCUCGCCCGCAUUACUCUUCACUCCUGUAAAUACUGUUACACCGGAUGGUAGUGGCCGACCGACAGCAGAUGUGUGCUCCCCCGCUUUCCCCGUCUUAGGCACUACUCCAGCUCUUGGCUCCCCGACACGCUGUGACAAAGUGUCUGCAGAGGUUGUUGAACUAACUUGCUCUUCACCCCAGCUUUCUCCUGGGAAAGCCAGUGACAGUAAGCAAUGCCACAGUUGCACCAGCCAACCAAAAUUAGAUGGCAGCCUGCGUGUGACGGGAAGGAAGGGACAGCCUGGCGGUGCCUACGAUUCUGGUCCCCAAGCAACACCUUUCCCCACUGAGUCAUUCCCUUCCAAAGAAAGUCCACCCUGUGGAAGCAAAUGCCCUGACUCAUGGGAACAUUCCAUCGAACAGACUGAAUUAGCAGACGUUCCUGCUUGUGACAGCUUAAACCCAGGCAACCUACAGUUGGUUUCAAAGUUAAAGAAUCCUUCAGGUUCCUGUUCCGUGGAUGUGAGUGCCAUGUGGUGGGAAAUAGCUGGUGUCAAAGAGCCGUGUAUCAUAACUGCUUGUGAAUAUGCAGUUUCUCUUUGGAAACCUCUGGAUACUGGGCAGUGGGAAAAAAUGUAUUCCUGGCACUUUGCAGAGGUUCCAGUGUUACAGAUAGUUCCCAUGCCUGAUGUGUGUAAUCUUGUGUGUGUGGCCUUGGGGAAUUUGGAAAUCAGAGAAAUCAGGGCAUUACUUUGUUCCUCUGAUGGUGGAUGUGAAAAGCAGGUGCUCCUGAGGACUGGAAAUAUACACGCUGUGCUUGGCCUGACAAAGAGGAGGCUAGUCAGCAGCAGCAGGACCCUCUGUGAUCAGCAAGUAGAGAUCAUGACACUUGCAGAAGGAGGAAGUGAAGAAAAACAGUUUCUGAUGCCUCCCGAAGAGACGGUACUAACUUUUGCUGAGGUUCAAGGGACACAGGAAGCUCUGCUUGGUACCACUAUAAUGAACAACAUUGUUAUUUGGAAUUUAAAAACUGGUCAGCUCCUGAAAAAGAUGCACAUUGGUGACUCCUACCAAGCCUCCGUCUGUCACAAAGCCUAUUCUGAAAUGGGGCUCCUUUUUGUUGUUCUGAGUCAUCCUUGUGCCAAAGAGAGGGAGCCGUCGGGAAGCCCCGUGUUCCAGCUCAUUGCGAUCAACCCCAAGACGGCCCUGAGCGUGGGUGUGAUGCUCUACUGUCUUCCUCAAGGGCAGGCUGGGAGGUUCCUGGAAGGUGAUGUGAAGGAUCAUUUCGCAGCAGCGGUAUUGACUUCUGGAACAAUUGCCAUUUGGGACUUACUUCUCGGUCAUUGUACUGCUCUUCUUCCACCCAUCUCUGACCAGAACUGGUCUUUCGUUAAAUGGUCAGGUACAGAUUCUCAUUUGCUUGCUGGACAAAAAGACGGAAACAUAUUUGUAUAUUUAAUAAGGUAGGGUAAGGUAAAAACACGGUGUUCUGGAUAUAUUUGGCCUCCUAGUAUUCUUUGGAGUUGUAGCUAUAAGGAAAGUAUCAGAAUGGCAUUUAAAGUAAUUGUAUUCUUUUAGACAUUUAUUCUGAUGGUGAUGGCCCUACUGAUCUUUAAUGUUCAUUUAUACAUUGGGGGAAAGGACUUGAGGUUAAUUUUUGUAAUUCCUCCAUUUGUGCAUUUGCUUUUAAAAGUGUACAUAAAGCUUCAAAUGUUAAUAAAUAUUUAUUUUGCAUGCUCUCCCUCCUGGGAGCAUGCCCACA
Messenger RNA from Myotis lucifugus (little brown bat), 3750 nucleotides. RefSeq names its product partner and localizer of BRCA2 (gene PALB2). Lineage: Eukaryota; Metazoa; Chordata; Mammalia; Chiroptera; Vespertilionidae. Gene Ontology annotation, biological process: double-strand break repair via homologous recombination. Gene Ontology annotation, cellular component: nucleoplasm. The record is from RefSeq and is a predicted model, not a curated record. The transcript is spliced from 13 exons. The coding region runs from base 99 to 3455 and encodes 1118 amino acids. Gene Ontology annotation, molecular function: protein binding; DNA binding.